Molecule: messenger RNA, 531 nt
Organism: Cynara cardunculus var. scolymus (artichoke)
Lineage: Eukaryota; Viridiplantae; Streptophyta; Magnoliopsida; Asterales; Asteraceae
Product: transcription factor PRE3-like
Exons: 2
Coding region: 80-355 (91 amino acids)
Biological process (GO): regulation of growth; regulation of DNA-templated transcription
Molecular function (GO): protein dimerization activity
Source: RefSeq, a predicted model, not a curated record
UUGUUCAUCUUCCACAUCUUCUCUUCAUCCCAUAUAUACUUUUUCUUUAAAUAUUAAUCCCCAAAAACAAGAAAAGAAAAUGUCGAGCAGAAGAUCAAGAUCAAGACAGUCAACAUCUUCAAGAAUCAGUGAUGAUCAAAUCAACGAUCUUGUUUCCAAGUUACAACAGCUUCUUCCCGAAAUCCGUAAUCGUUGUUCUGAUAAGGUGUCAGCGUCAAAGGUGCUACAAGAGACAUGCAACUACAUUAGAAGCUUGCAUCAAGAGGUUGACGAUUUAAGUGAGCGAUUGUCCGAGUUGCUCGAGAACACCGAUUCGACUCAGGCUUCAAUUAUUAGGAGUUUACUUACCCAAUAAUUAAACAAUCUUCUUCUACACAAAUUUUCCAUUUUUCUCCCUCUUCUUUUUUCACAAUGUGACAAUGCACCAUCGUUCUCGUUGUAAUUUCUAGGGUUCUUUUUGUCAUUUUACAUGAGGAAAUGAGUAUUAAUUAAUAUAAUAACAAUUUGGAAAAAUGGACUUGCUUCAUUUGC